CUUAAUCUCGAGUCUUCUUUCCUCCCUCGACAGUUCCAAGCGGCGACUCCAGGGCGAUUCCUCGUCUCCUCCGCCGAUUCGACCGCUCCUCGCCUCUGGCGCCCUUGCCGGCGUCGGAGGAGGAGGGGAUUCGGACGAAUCGGCGGAGGAUCGGCCUACCCGGUGGCGGUGGUGAGUUUCGCGCCGGUUCUUUUGCUUUCCCGUGUUGGCGGCGGCGAUGGCGCUGGUGGAGGUGCUGGUAACGACGAUGGCAUCCUCGACGGUGACAUCGGCGGCGUCUCAUGGAGGUUAGUGCCAAUAAUUGCUCCCAUGGUGGUUGUAUUCCAUGGGAAGCUCAGUAGGUCCCGGCGGCGACUUUUAUAUCGCCGAUUAGGGUUAGCUGUUCCUCUUCGCUUCUCCGGCGAUGGUGGCGGUGACGGCGUCGUCUCUGGAGAGGAUCGAAGGAGGAUAGGUCUAUUCCAGGCGGAUUUCGGCGUUUGCGUCUUCGGAGGCGCGAGCUCUGGUCCGUCUGCGAGGUCUGCUUCUCCCGGUGGCGUAGGGUUAGGGCGGCUGCUGGGGAGACUUGCCUACCAACUCGCUGAGAAGCCGGGUUGGGAUCUCAGUCACACCUUCCAUGGUGGUUUUGUUCCCCCUCGGGGUUCGUCGUCGUCCGGUGGUCUAGGGGCUCUGAUUCCUGUGGCGUCAGAUCCCUCGGUAUCCGACGAUGCUUUUUUGCCAGGUCGUUCAUCGUUUGCAAAGCAAGUCGGGUUCGACGUGCUGCACAAGACGGCGACAAAAAUCUAUGUUGCUUCGCCGGAGAGGAGGUCGGCUUCAGCCAGUGUGUUCCGGCUGCCGGUGGCGAGGAAGACCGGGAGCUUACAAGGACUGCGCUACGACAUCGACAUCCUUCUAUUUCUUAAGGCAAAUGUAGAUGAAGCUGAUGUUGUGAAUAGAAUGAUUACUACAUACUGCGAUGCUUCUGGUCAGCAAGUGUUGGUAAGUCGAAGAAUGGGGUGUUCAAAUAUGAAAUAUCUCAAGGAUAGAGUAUGGAAAAGAAUUCAAGGGUGGACGGAGCAAUCUCUCUCGGCAGGGGGAAAAGAAGUGCUAAUCAAAGCAGUUGCCCAAGCAAUACCUACUUACUCUAUGGGGUGUUCAAACUGCCUAGAGGUCUUUGUCAGCAUAUAAAUUUGCUAAUACGUAAAUUUUGGUGGGGAAAUACUACCAAUGGAAGGCGCAAAACUAACUGGGUGGCUUGGAAAAAAUUGAUUCAACCAAAGUUCAUGGGAGGUCUUGGCUUUAGAGACAUUGAGUUAUUCAAUUUGGCUUUGCUCGCACGCCAAGCAUGGCGAAUUUUACAGAACCCCCUGACGAUGACUGCACGAUUAUUAAAAGCUGUUUACUACCCAGCUUGUGAUUUUUUGCAAGCUCCUUUGGGUAGUAGACCAUCUCAGGUGUGGAGAGCACUAAUUGAAGGGAGGGAUGUUCUUAAGUAGGGGCUUAUUAGAAGAAUUGGGUCAGGUAAAGAAACUAAGGUGUGGGAGGAUAAUUGGAUCCCAUGUUCAGGCCUCUUGCGUCCAGUGGCAGAAAAAUCAUGUAAUCCUCCGAUAUGGGUGCAUGAACUUAUUGAUUCAACAUCAAACCAAUGGAGAAUGGAUAUGCUUCAUCAAUUCUUUUAUGAGAUGGAUAUUGAAGCUAUUAAAAAUAUCCCUCUUAGUUCAAUGAAUCAAUCAGAUUUUUGGGCUUGGCAUUAUGAAAAAAAUGGAUCAUUCUCAGUCAGAUCUGCUUAUCGAAUGCUGGCCCAAACUAAGAUGAACCGUGAGAAUUGGCUGGACGAUAAAGCUGAGUGUUCGAGCAUAAAGAAGGUGGCUGACCAAUGGAAGAGGUUGUGGAAGGUGAGAGUUCCUUCCAAAAUUCGUGUUUUUGCCUGGAGACUUUCUCUGGACUCGAUCCGAGUUAAUGCUGUUCUAAAGAGAAGAAACAUGGCAAAAUCAGCAGCAUGUAAAAUUUGUGGUGCUGAACAAGACACUUGGAGGCAUGCUUUACUAUACUGUAAUUUGGCCAGGUGUGUUUCGGCUCUUGUAGAUGAGGAGUUGACUGAACAUAUAUUAUCAAAUAUGGAGGAGAAUCCUAGAUUAUGGUUGUUUUCAUUGUUAGAUUCUGUAUGUCACAACUCAUUUACAAAGCUGCUGAUCACAUGCUGGGCUAUUUGGGGUGCAAGGAGAAAGGCGAUUCAUGAGGGAAUUUUCAGAGUCCGUUCUCGACAUAUACAGUGAUUAACAAGUUACUUGAAUCCAUGAAUUUGAGCGCAACAUGUCGUGCUGAUAUGAAGUUGAAAUGCAGUGGUAAUGCAAGCGUAUCAAGAUGGGUGGCGCCUCCAUCGAAUUUCUUGAAAAUUAAUGUUGAUGCAGCUGUAGCAAGAUCUGGGGGUUCAGGUGCUGUUGGAGCGAUUUGCCGAGAUAGUAAUGGUUUGUUUAUUGCUGCAAGCGCAAGAGUGUUUGAUGGAAUUUCUGAACCAGCUACCCUGGAAGCACUUGCUUGUAAUGAGGCAUUAUCUCUAGCUCUAGACAACAACUUGUCUCCCUAUUUGAUCGCACCAGCUACCCUGGAAGCACUUGCUUGUAAUGAGGCAUUAUCUCUAGCUCUAGACAACAACUUGUCUCGCUAUUUGAUCGCAA
Molecule: messenger RNA, 2654 nt
Organism: Panicum virgatum (switchgrass)
Lineage: Eukaryota; Viridiplantae; Streptophyta; Magnoliopsida; Poales; Poaceae
Exons: 3
Coding region: 310-1164 (284 amino acids)
Source: RefSeq, a predicted model, not a curated record